AUGCAUGGUAAUCUGCUGAUGCAGGAUGAGGCGGAUGAGAAAGAACUGUACUACAUUCCAAGUUCAAUACUUGACUACUAUUCAACCAUCAUGGAAAUUUUCUUCGAAGGCCGUUUGUUCCAUGAAAUUGCACUCAAGAAGUUCUUUACUACCAUACCAUCCAAAGAAGCAGACCCCAGUCGAGUCGAUCAAUUGUAUGGCAAAGGUGGACGUGGUGCAUGGCAUCAGAACUACAACGCAAAUCUUCUCAUGAUGCAUCCAAUCAAAUUCAGUUAUCUUGGUGAUCACAAAACACGACAAAUGUUUUGCGACUCUGUCGUGAUGGCAUUCUGGGAGAACCUUAUGGUCAUUGAUGCAACGAAACCGCUCCAUAACAAGCAAUUGUGA
Messenger RNA from Ostertagia ostertagi, 387 nucleotides. NCBI's taxonomy places the organism in Eukaryota, Metazoa, Nematoda, Chromadorea, Rhabditida, Trichostrongylidae. The record is from the annotation of a GenBank genome assembly.